Cordyceps militaris CM01 is the source of this 1374-nucleotide messenger RNA. Its product is annotated as methoxy mycolic acid synthase 1. The record is from RefSeq and is a predicted model, not a curated record. Bases 1 to 1374 code for a protein of 457 amino acids. Lineage: Eukaryota; Fungi; Ascomycota; Sordariomycetes; Hypocreales; Cordycipitaceae. Gene Ontology annotation, biological process: lipid biosynthetic process. The transcript is spliced from 2 exons.
AUGGCUCUGACUUCAACGCUGGUGGGCCGCUUCCACCGUUGGAGCCUGACCAUCCAGUCGUUCCUCGGUCGGGUCGCUCAAGGCCUAGUUCUGAAUCGGCUGGCCACAUUUUCUUCAGGACUUCUGUGCAUACAAGACACGUUUGGGUCCGAAAUUGCCAUGGUCGGCAGUGCCAAAGCACAUCAUUUUCAGGCGCCGGCCAUCCUCGUCGUCCACGAUGACUUCUUCUGGAUGCGCGUUCUGCUGUUUGGCGAUAUUGGAUUUUCCCAGAGCUACAUGCUGCGAGAAAUUUCGACCCCAAACCUCACUGCUGUCUUUGAGUUCUUCGUGGAGAAUGCUUCGAAACAGAGUGUCUUUGCCGGCUGGCGUGUGGUUGGCCUCUUCAGCGGCGUGACGCGCGCCGUCUUUAAGCGCGCCAAUAACAUUUCGGCCGCUAAGCUCAAUGCUGUCGCGCACUACUCGCUUGGCAACGACAUGUUUUCGGCCUUUUUGAGUCCGGACAUGACAUACUCGGCGGCGUUGUGGCUGCCGACCACGGAUCCCCGUUCGGCGACCGAGACGCUGGAGGAGGCGCAGAUGCGCAAGCUGCAGUAUGCCAUUUCCUCAGCGCGCAUCAAGCCGACCGACCACGUUUUGGAGGUCGGCAGCGGCUGGGGUAGUUUUGCGAUUCUUGCGGCUAAAACGACGGGAUGCCGCGUCACGACGGUGACGCCGAGUCUGGCGCAGAAGCGGCUGGUCGAGAGAAGGGUCGCCGACGCCAAACUGUCGGACCAGAUCCAGGUCUUUCUCGGUGACUACCGCGAGGUCAAGUCGCUGAAUACUAAAUUCGACAAGAUUGUCAGCAUAGAAAUGAUUGAGCAUGUCGGCCACAAGUUCCUAGACACGUACUUUGCAUGCAUGGAUCGCUACCUGAAAGACGACGGCGUAGGGUACUUUCAGUGCAUCACCAUUCCCGAAGCGCGGUACGAUGCAUACAUCAAGGGCCAAGACUUUAUCCAAAAGUACAUCUUUCCAGGCGGCCAUCUGCCCACGGUCAGCGGCAUCGUUGCCAGCAUCAAUGCUGGGUCCCGGGGCAAGCUGGUUGUUGAAGAAAUCCAGUCCUUUGGUGGUCACUACAUCAAAACGCUGCAGUGUUGGAGGGAGAAUUUUCUCGCCAACUUUGAAGGGAUGAUUGCUCCGGCGCUGCGCAACGAGCACCCGCACAUGACAGACGCCGACUUGGAAAUUUUCAAGCGGAAAUGGGACUACUAUUUUUGCUAUUGCGAGGCGGGGUUCAAGACGAAGACGAUUGGCACUAUUGGCAUCACGGUCGGCCGGGAGGGUGCACUGGAGUUAUUAGAGCAAAUUCCGCAGAUUUCGUUGAAGGAAGAUUAA